Molecule: messenger RNA, 1175 nt
Organism: Macadamia integrifolia
Lineage: Eukaryota; Viridiplantae; Streptophyta; Magnoliopsida; Proteales; Proteaceae
Product: sec-independent protein translocase protein TATB, chloroplastic
Exons: 6
Coding region: 94-861 (255 amino acids)
Biological process (GO): protein transport by the Tat complex
Cellular component (GO): membrane
Source: RefSeq, a predicted model, not a curated record
UUAUCCACUUCUUAUCCCGGCGGGCAAAGUUGAAGCAGAGCUAUAGAAGAUCCCAAUCCCUACCUCUUCAAGCGAGUGAGUGACAACAAAUCCAUGGCUUCCAUUACUUCUACUGCUGCAUAUUUAUGUUCUUCAACACAUGGGCGUUCACCCAUUUUCGCUUUCUCUGCAUCUGUAGUUCUAUCUCCCCAAAACUCCAAUCCUCGUCUCUCCACAUCGAUUCCUCAAUUGGGGUUUGGUUUAUUUCCGCCAUGGAAUGGCCUUAAACAUCUGGGUUUAUCAGUCAGACCAAAACCCUUGAAAAUUGGAGUAAAUAGAAGAAGCAGAGGCAAGCUUGUGUAUGCGUCUUUGUUUGGAGUUGGAGCUCCUGAAGCCCUUGUAAUUGGAGUCGUGGCUUUGUUGGUAUUUGGACCCAAAGGACUUGCAGAGGUAGCUAGGAAUCUGGGAAAAACUUUGCGUGCUUUUCAACCCACAAUCAGGGAACUUCAGGAAGUCUCAAAAGAAUUCAAAAGCACUCUUGAACGGGAGAUUGGUCUCGAUGACAUCCCGACACAGAACACAAACAGUUCUAGCAACACCAACACUACCUUCACCUCCACCUCAUCAUCAUAUGCAGACAAAGAGAAUGCAGAGGCUAUGACUGAUCCAAAUGGUGCUCCAUCUGCGGAAAGAGCAUACACUGCUGAAGAUUACUUGAAGGUUACAGAGAUGCAGCUAAAAGCAUCUGCCGCCCAACAGCAAGGACAGACACCCCUUGUAGGAGGGCAGUCUGAAGACUCUGAACCUAAAGAUCAGGCUCAAGCUCUCACUCCCGAAGUUGCCACCACUACUCCACCACAAAGCUCCAAGAAAGAGACAUGAAACUUAUCUUGGUGGAAUGAAACAAACUGAUGAAAUGCUUCAUCCAUCAAAUGCCUUGGUUAUUACCAAAUUAUCUGGAGGAGUUAGGAGUUAUGAGACCUUCUAUUUGAUGGGGAUUGAAAGACUCGGACAACUGAAUGAAUUUUGCAGAGGCAUGUAGAACAGAUAUAUAUUUUGUAUACUAGGAAAGUAGGAAUCACUUCAAGAGAGGAGGUGAUGAUACUUACUUUUUGAGUAAAAUUUAGAGCCCUAUGUACUGGGUUUAUGAGUUCCUGUGAAAUGAAUAUGCACCAUAUUGAAUUUUUUUUCCCCCA